Molecule: messenger RNA, 2564 nt
Organism: Acanthaster planci (crown-of-thorns starfish)
Lineage: Eukaryota; Metazoa; Echinodermata; Asteroidea; Valvatida; Acanthasteridae
Source: RefSeq, a predicted model, not a curated record
UCUGCUUUCGGCUUGGAACGCCCACUCGGUGAAGAUGCUCUGAGUGUAUAGCCCACCGGACUUUAGGUCACUGGACGUGUCCGCGAUCCAAUAGAGUAUCCCCGUGCAAGACAUUUCGAGAUUGCGACAAGGUGAGAUAAGUGUGACCUCUACCCCGGAUAAUAAGGCUUGGGUGUUGAUGAUGAUGACGGUGAUGAAGCACAACGACCCGGGAGUGUGAGCCCACGCUUCCUCGUCGCUAUAUAACUCAGAGACGGCGGUAACUAGACUCGGCACACCCAUGAGCAGUAAAACCGCGCUGUCCGGACCAGAGGUGUCUUGCGAAAUCCACGGGUCACUCGGACUUGCACGUUGCCGGUCAGACAUAACGCACUGCUGAAUGCCAUUGACGAGCCACGCGCCAGGCAGGAGAAGCGAAGCUACACGGAACACGGCAGCAGGGAACUGGUCCGCUCUCCACUGCCUAGAGCACGCACGCCACCCCGGCCGGCUCCACGUCGCGCGCCAUGGCCCAUCUUCGCCUGCGGUUCCUGCUGGCGAGCUGCUUGGUAGUCCUGACCGUGCGGAUCUCGCAGUGCCAGCGAAGACGAGACUGUGAUUGCGGUGCUGAGGGUAACAUAACCUACGUAUGCCUUCUAAGAUGUGGGCGGGGCAGCUCCGGGGGCAGCGUUCUCGUAUUGCCGGUGAAAAAAUCUCCCAUUUCCUUGCCGUUCCUUUCACAGGAAAAACAUGCAACGUUCUACAACAGGCCCAAACGGGAUACAGAGACGGACAGGAAAGACAGUGACAAGCCCCACCCCUUCUCGCUCGCCUUCCUGACGAAUGCCAUGAAGGAGCUACGGAAACUUCUGGGUCUGAAUACCGUCGUGUCGCGUGGCUCCCAAUACGCCUAAAGUAUGCAUAUUCAUGAGAAGAGUCAACCUCGCUUCAAGUCGCUCCGCAGCAGUUGUGGGCCCCUGAGAAAAUUUCAGUCCCGAACGUGUUACGACAUUUCGCUGCGGACGCACUUCAAAGUAGAAUUAUAUUUCUACGCAUUUUUCAUUUAGGCUUCAGUGAAGCCUUAUGUUUGAAUUUCACAAGUGUGCGUUUGAGACAUUUUAUAAAUAAUAUUGCAGCGAGUUGAAUCCAUUUGUUUUUAAAUGUUUGAGACAUGCAAAAAUGACUGACAAUGGAAUUACAUGAAUAGGCCUACAGUUAUUUACUUUUGACAGUAAAUACAACGAGAAUUGGAUCGCCAGAUUAAGCUGGGCGUACGCAUUGUACGUGUGUUGCAGACUCACUCAGUGUACUUCAGACUUAUUAUUUUCGUGACUUAUCACUCUGCUGAUUUUUAGUGAAACUCCGCACAUCUAUGAGGAGUGCUCAUUCCUAGCUGGACGUUUUUGUAGUACAAAACGGCCAUGGAAUAAACGACUAUUUUGAGCAGCGAUCAUUUUUAUUUGUGUGGGAAUAUUUAUUCCUAUGGAUUAAAGAAACCCGUUGGUAUUCCAUUGGUGCAUAUCGCAUGCGCACUUGAAUUCGACGCUUUCGGCUUCAGGGAAAACCCUGCUGCCUUCAGCUUGGGUGCAAGUGACAGACGAUCUUAGCGGGAUGGUAGAGCCUUUGUGGCGAGUAGACUGGUCCGAUUCGACGCCGUAACUGCGGUGGCGCCGCGCUCACACGCGCAUUUUUCAGCUUAACGCGCGCGCAUUUGGCUAAUCAUUACAUCCUAUUGGUCAAAGAGGCAUGCAACGCGCGCGCACCACCUGUCCACGAGUGUUGCACAACCGCAGUAACGGCUUCUAAUUCUGGUUGUCAAAUUACAGUAUACCGAAGGUUGAAUUUGCCUACGCUUUUGGAUUUAGUUGGGUGCCGUCAGGGCUACGGUUUUGAAUGGAACCUUCUAUGGGUUUGUAUGUCUGUGACUAUGCCCUCACGACUUGCGUGUGAAGGGCGCCCACUUCGCUGAGUCGUAUUCAAUUACAUCCUGUACAUCCCGUGCGCGCUGAAACGUUGCUACCGCUAAAGACGCCUUGAAACAGAGACUAUUCCGCCUCCUGCGCAUAAAAAGCAUCGAGGCCUUGGAUGGAACACAGUCUGAGAAACCUUUGUAUCUGAUCUACACGUUCCCCACAUUCUUUGGACUGCUUGGGAAGUGUUUUUUUUUCAACGCAACUCACGAGUGCAUUGCCUUGAUUGCCCAAUACGUACCGAUUUCAUAUUGCGUCCACUCAUUUGGACUCGUUUGAAUAUCUGGUAACAAAAACCGACAUGUGCUGCACCUCUUUAAAUGUGGGUCAAAAAUGAUUUAUUUUUUUGAGGAUAUGGCUCGAAAUAUGUUCGAUAUUUUCUUUUCGUGUUAAUAAAUAUGUAAUCAAGACAUUGUGAAGUAAAUAAACGUUGAUGACACAUUGGAAUAUACUGCAUAACAGAUGGUUAUUGAGGGAAAGUUGUACCUCCAUGGUAACAAUAAAGCGACGAUUAUAUAAAAACCACAAAAUGACGAUAAGUUGUGAACUGGAAAACGGGAUAAAACCGAUUACAAUUAAAUAAACUGGCAUGCCAGCCUUCGUUUCCUAACACCA